GAGCGGAAGGGGCGGAGCCUGGGCUGUGGCGCGCCUUCGCGGUUUGACAGUUUCGCGGUGGCGCUUUGCGGAAUGAUGCCGCCGCCGCCGCUUCAGCAGGAAGGAGGACGGAGGCGGCUCUGCUCCGGGCCGGUGCUGUGGCUGCUCCCGCUCUUCUUGGCGGGGCUUCCGGACCCGGUGGAGGGCGGGCAGGUCUCCAAAUGGCGGCUGCCGGUUCCCAUGGGAAAGAAAUAUUUUAACUUUGGAAAGAUUCUCUUCAGGAACACUACAAUUUUCCUAAAAUUUGAGGGCAACGAGUCUGCCUGUGAUCCUUCUCAAGGUUACAAUGUCACCUGGUACUUGAGAUAUUCUGAUUGCUACAAUGAGGUCUUCAACUUUGGGGAUGAACAGGCAGAUUCUUACUUUGGGAAUCCUUUAGAAGACCGCUUGGGUUGGUCAGGAUUUUACGCAAUGUCUUCACGCUACUUCCCCAACUGCAGUGAGUUGUUCAGACCACAGAAUUUCUACAAUGAAUUUGUUCAUCCAGAGCCACUUUCAGGUGGAAAACAAGAGGUCUCAAGAGAACGAAGAGAGAAUGGAACAUGCAAUAUUACUAUAACAGAACCUCCUCCUAUGAAUGCUGUCAUGAGAACCUGGCAGGAUGGACCAUAUAUCUUCAUUGUGCAGAUUGGCUUUUCACCCUCAAAGGAAACCAGUGUGGAAGCUAAAAGAAUAGCAAGUGGACAACCAAAAGUUGCGGCAUUCACUGAUCCCGAUAGGACACUUUUUACUAUGAUUGUGGAAGUGAAGGGCCCAUAUGAAUAUCUUUCUCUAGCAGAUUAUCCACUCAUGAUUUUUUUCAUGGUGAUGUGUAUUGUAUAUGUUUUGUUUGGAGUUCUGUGGCUGGCAUGGUCAGCCUGCUACUGGCGGGACCUCCUGAGGAUCCAGUUUUGGAUUGGCGCUGUGAUCUUACUGGGAAUGCUAGAGAAAGCUGUUUUCUAUGCAGAAUUUCAGAAUAUUCGCUAUACAGGAGAAUCUGUCCAGGGGGCACUGAUAUUGGCUGAGCUGCUUUCAGCACUGAAGCGGUCACUUGCUCGAACUCUUGUUAUUAUUGUGAGCCUGGGAUAUGGUAUAGUAAAACCUCGCCUUGGAGUCACUCUUCACAAAGUAGUUGUUGCUGGAGCCCUCUAUUUAUUAUUUUCUGGCAUGGAAGGUGUCCUCAGAGUCACCGGGUCUUUCCGUGGUGUUACAGCUUUGAUAGCUAACAUUGCGCUAUCUGUCAUUGACUCCUGUAUUAUUUACUGGAUAUUUAUUAGUUUGACUCAGACAAUGAAGUUGUUAAAACUUAGGAGGAACGUCGUGAAGCUUUCUCUCUACCGACACUUUACGAGCACUCUCAUCUUGGCAAUAGCAGCAUCUGUUAUUUUUAUCAUCUGGACAACUUUCAGGCUGGUAGACUGUCAAUCGGAUUGGCAGGAGGUGUGGGUCGAUGAUGCUGUCUGGCGGCUCUUGUUUUCAAUGAUACUUUUUGCCAUCAUGGUUCUUUGGAGGCCCUCGGCCAACAACCAGAGAUUUGCCUUUUCACCAUUGUCUGAAGAAGAUGAGGACGAUGAACAAAAGGAACCAAUGCUGAAAGAAAGCUUUGAAGGGAUGAAAAUGAGAAGUUCCAAACAAGAAUCAAAUGGAAAUCCAAAAACCAACAAAUCACAGGAAGAUGAUUUGAAAUGGGUAGAAGAGAAUGUCCCUUCUUCAGUGACUGAUGUUUCUCUUCCAGCGCUUCUGGAUUCAGAUGAGGAGAGAAUGAUCACACAUUUUGAAAGAUCUAAAAUGGAAUAAAGAAAAAAAAAGGGUUUGUAAGAGAAGACUUCCUGCUGUUGGAGAAAGGAACUUCUGUCUCCCAUGGAAUGUCCCAUGAUCUGAUAUGUUCCAUGAUCUUUGGAACUCUACGUUGUUCUCAGAAGAAGAACACUUUACUUGGAUCGCUGUGAAUGGAAUGUGACACAUGUUGAUUUGCAUCAUUGCUGCAAAAAUAGCUUCUAAAGCCAUUGAAAUGUCUUUUAUUGCAGCAUGUUAUUUUUUAAAAUAUUAAGUGAUACGAAAGCAUUUUACUACUGCCUUGAAGACCUGUGAAUCCAAUAUUACAGCCAAAUCCCAUGUUUUAACUGCACUGGGCAGAGAGAGAGAUUGAGAAAGAAACAAGUGAAAGAUUAUGAAUAAUUUUCCCUAAACCAGUAAGGGUGAUCCAUGCACAAAGGUGAAUGUCACCUUGUAGCUAGUCUCCAGGAAUUAAUGUACUUCACAUCAAGAUUCACAACAUCUGAGGUGUUCUCCACUUCCUAGUGUGAUUGGAGCUUUGUAAUUUAGUUUUGCACACAAUAGAGUAUUUAUGGCUUGCAGCUGUAUCCAGAGAUCUGUGGACUGGGGUCAGUGCCUUUCUUUUUUUUUUUCCACAGAUGCAGCAGUUACUGAAGGGAGAUUCUGGAAUAAUCUGGAUGGGGUGGGGGGGAAGUGCUUUAGAACAAGAGUCCUCAAACUAAGGUCCGGGGGCCAGAUAUGGCCCUCCAAGGUAAUUUACCUGGCCCUUGCUCAGGGUCAACCUAAGUCUGAAAUGACUUUGAAAGCACACAACAACAACAUCAAGAACAACAAUCCUAUCUCAAAAGCAGACCCACACUUCCCAUUGAAAUACUAAUAAGUUUAUAUUUUUUAAAAUUGUUCUUCAUUAUAAUUAUUGUAUUAUUUUAAAGUGGAUUUUUUUACACUACAAAUAAAAUAUGUGCAGUGUACAUAGGAAUUCAUUCAUGCUUUUUUCUAAUUAUAAUCCGGCCCUCCAACAGUUUGAGGGGCUAUGACCUGGCCCUCUGUUUAAAAGGUUUGAGGACCCCUGCUUUAGAAGAAGAGCUUUUGCUUAUGGAACUGAACUAAAUUAUGACUCCAUGAUGCUUUUAGCAAAAUCAAAUACAUUCCAGAAAAAAUGUCUAUUUUUUCAUACUUUGAACCAAUGAUUGUUUAACUUUUAGUGUUUACACAUCUAAUUGCUGGCAAUGGGAUGUGAGUAUGGUCAGUUCAUUAAAAUUAGUGCAAUGAAGGCUUUCAUAAGAAGUCUCUACUACCCAGCAGUUGUGUUUGACCAGUUGUGUUCAUCCUGUGCUUUCAGUAUAUUUCUUUUGGAAGCAUUUUUGAAAGACACAACCAUUUCAUUCAGAGAUUUGCUCUCUGAAUCAGGUCUAUACAAACUGAGACCCUCCAAACUAAAUCAGGCAGCUAGUCAUAUAUUAUGGCUAGCCAAAUACUUGACAACACUCAUUUUCAUUAUAGGUGGGCUGCCAAAUUUGGAAGGCUAUGAAGCCCCAGGUGGGUUGGAUUUGGCCACAAGUUGUGCUAGCCAUUUGUUAUGUAUGCAGACUGUGGAAAGUUACCUGGAAGAAGAAAGAAUAUAAUGAUAUGUUUAAGCCAGGUGGUGUCAAACUCAGUUUCUGCGAGGGCUAUCAAAGUACUGAUUGUAAUUGUAAGACUGUAUGAGUGUAACUUUGUUGCCCUGGCAUUGAAAACCUCAUGGGUCACGUAAAAUAACAUGGCAGGUCAGAUUCGGCCUGCGGGCCUUGAGUUUGACAUGUGUGGCUUAAGCCAUCUGUUGAAAAGUGAAGGAAUGCUGUUCUAGAUCGUAGAACAUCUGCUUUCCACCGCUUGUUUAUGGAUAGCUACAACAGAUUUUUACACUUCAGCAUGCUAUUAUACUAUGUUCAUUCUAAAAGUAACUCUCCUAAAGGUAUGUGUGUUUUACAUAUAAAUGAAUUUCCAGUGGUUCUCAGUCUCAGGGUCCCCAGAUGUUUUGACCUUCAACUCCCAGAAAUCCUAACUGCUGGUAAACUGGCUGGGAUUUCUGGGAGUUGUAGGCCAAAACACCUGGGCACCCACAGGUUGAGAACCACUGGCCCAAACCAAGUGUGUCCUUGCUCUCUGAGCAGGGUUGGUCCCAGCACCUGUAGCCUUAAGUAGGUGUUGAGUUUCCAUUGCUUUCACAGGGAUCACAGGCACCUGACCUUUUAACAUAACAUGUCCUGCUAUGGUCCCAGUAUAACAUUGCUGCAGGGUAGUAGGGAAUUUAAAAUAACAGAUCAUGACACAGCUGCUAGUGCAGCCAGAAAAAUCUAUGUUAAUGAGCCUACCUGAGAACUCUUUGAUAAGGUCCCCUUUGUAUCUAGAGAUGGCCCUGAAUAUGUAAGCCCAAUACGUCCUCAUCCGUCAAGGCUCUGAACAUCUCAAUAUACCUCUGUCUGCGGGUAUAUUUCCAAACGCUUUGAAAAUGAAUGGCAAGAGAAGGAAAGGGUUUUUUUUUUAAUGGGAGGCAUUUCUUUAAAAUUCUAGUGCCAAAUUUGGGCUGUAGGAAUGAAUUCAACACAUUCCUUCAGAGAUCCCGGAACUAGGUUUUCUCAAGAAAAUUUGAAGUCUGCGGUUCUCAGUUUUGUGUCUCAAUUUUGUUUCAGUUGUACUUAGUAUGGUAAUGGGUUUACCUGUAACAAAUCACUUGAUUAUUUGAUUCAAUUUAAGUUGCAGAUUUUUGUUCUGUAUCGUAAUAAAAUCUUUGGCAGUGAA
This is a messenger RNA of Anolis sagrei ordinatus, 4575 nucleotides long. Lineage: Eukaryota; Metazoa; Chordata; Lepidosauria; Squamata; Anolidae. The record is from RefSeq and is a predicted model, not a curated record.